Messenger RNA from Conger conger (European conger), 8541 nucleotides. RefSeq names its product protein tyrosine phosphatase non-receptor type 21 (gene ptpn21). Bases 350 to 4012 code for a protein of 1220 amino acids. Gene Ontology annotation, molecular function: protein tyrosine phosphatase activity. The record is from RefSeq and is a predicted model, not a curated record. The transcript is spliced from 20 exons. NCBI's taxonomy places the organism in Eukaryota, Metazoa, Chordata, Actinopteri, Anguilliformes, Congridae. Gene Ontology annotation, cellular component: cytoskeleton. Gene Ontology annotation, biological process: protein dephosphorylation.
GUACGAAGGCUGGUCAGUUGCUUGUCGACAGGAAGUGAAGCGUGUUUUCAGUGUGACCUGUGCGGAUUACAGCAUGCCUAUUCUACUGUAGAAAGAUACAUUAAAGUUGACUAGCAAACAUUUAAAAUAGGUAAUUCCGCGUUGCUUGAGGAACAUUGUCUGUUGAGGAGAAUGUGUGUGGUUUACAAACACGAAAGUUUGUUUGGAGCGGACAAUAUCAACAGGAACACAUGCAUCUGCUGUGUGGAAUUCUGAAUAUCCAGUCACAUGUUACUGGGUUAGGUUUUAGAAAACUCGGGGACAGAUAUUUCUGGUCAACGGAGGGACGUCAGCAGACUGACCGUGAACAAUGCCCUUACCAUUUGGAUUGAAAUUAAAGAGAACACGAAGGUACACGGUCUCCAGCAAAAGCUGCCUCGUUACGCGCAUCCAACUGCUCAACGGUGAAUUUGUGGAGUUCACACUUUCUGUCGAGAGCAUCGGUCAGGAAUGUCUGGAAGCUGUUGCCCAGAGACUAGAGCUGCGAGAGGUGACAUAUUUCAGUCUCUGGUACUUCAACAAGCAAAACCAGCAGAGAUGGAUUGACUUGGAAAAACCUCUGAAAAAACAGCUGGACAAAUAUGGCUUGGAGCCCACCGUUUACUUCGGAGUCGUGUUUUAUGUGCCAAGUGUGUCCCAGCUCCAGCAAGAGAUAACCAGAUACCAGUAUUACCUUCAGCUGAAGAAAGACAUCUUGGAAGGCCGAAUACCUUGCUCCAUAGAACAGGCCAUACGACUGGCGGCCUUAGCCGUGCAAGCUGAUUUCGGAGACUUCAAUCGCUAUGAAUCCCAGGAAUUUCUUCAGAAGUUUGUGUUGUUUCCUAUUGGCUGGAUCCAGGAUGAACGAGUGCUGGAAGAGGCGACUCAGAAAGUGGCCCUGCUCUAUCAGAAGUACAGAGGGCUGCCAGUCCCAGAGGCUGAAAUGCUCUACAUGCAGGAGGUGGAGAAGAUGGAGGGCUACGGCCAGGAGAGUUAUCAAGCCAAGGAUAGCCAAGGCACAGAUGUACUCAUUGGGGCAUGUCUGGAUGGGAUCUUUGUGAAGCACAAAAACGGCAGGCCUCCUGUUAUAUUUAGGUGGAAUGACAUCAACAACAUGACUCACAAUAAGUCUUUCUUUGCUCUGGAGCUGGCCAAUAAAGAAGACACCAUUCAGUUCCAGACUGAAGACAUGGAAACCUCCAAAUACGUGUGCCGGAUGUGCCUGGCCCGGCACAAGUUCUAUAAGAUAAACAAGAGCAGCCUAGACGAGAGCCAAUCCCCGCCUUCUGAGAGCUCCCAGAAGUCUAUUCUCUCCCUUUCCUUUCCGCGCUUUCCAACACUCUCACGUCCGUCUCCGCCUUCUAGCAAGGGCCAAACUCAGGCUGCUGCCGUCAACCCUGUCAGACGAAGAUCAUCCACCAGGCUGUCUCUGCCAAAACCGCAAGGCUACAUGAUGGCUCCCCCACAGAUGCAUUACAAUGGCCAUUACACUGAACCGUACACGUCAUCCCAAGACAACCUUUACAUGAACAAUCAGAACGGCUACUACUACCACUCCCAGACCAGCCUGGACCGCUCGCCUCACGAGUACAACGGAAGGAUCCGGAACGGGAGCGUGUACAGCGCCCAGAGCACCAGCUCGCUCAACAACCCUCAGCACUACCACCAGCCCUCGCCCAUGUCCUCCAACCCCAGCAUCACGGGCAGCGACAUCAUGCGCCCGGACUACAUCCCUUCCCACCGCCACAGCGCUCUCAUACCGCCGUCCUACCGCGCCACGCCCGACUACGAGACCGUGAUGCGGCAGAAGAACCAGGGCCCCCCGCCCAGCGAGCGCCAGAGCCACUCCAUGCGCAACCUCAACAUCGGCAGCUCCUACGCCUACAGCCGGCCCGACCCGCUGGUGUACAGCCAGCCCGAAAUCCGGGAGCACGGGGGACACCACCCCGGGUCCCACGGGGCCGGCCACUACCCCUUCCACCUCAACUACAGCUUCCACAGCCCGUCCCCCUACCCCUACCCCGGGGAGCGGAGGCCCGUGGUGGGGGCGGUGAGCGUGCCCGAACUCACCAACGUCCAGCUGCAGGCCCACGAGUACCCGGCGCCCAACAUCAUGAGGACCCAGGUGUACCGCCCCCCGCCCCCGUACCCCUACCCCUACCCGCGUCCCGCCAACAGCACGCCCGACCUCUCCCGCCACCUCUACAUCAGCAGCAGCAACCCCGACCUGAUCACGCGGCGCGUUCACCACUCCGUGCAGACCUUCCAGGAGGACAGCCUGCCCGUGGCGCACUCCCUGCAGGAGGUGAGCGAGCCGCUGGUGACCUCCCGCCACACGCGCAUGCAGAAGCGCAACAGCAUCGAGAUCGCCGGGCUGGCGUACGGCCUGGAGGGCAUCACGCUGAAGGAGAGGACCGUGUCGGCCUCGGCCGCCGAGGGCCCGCCCCCCCGCGUGGCCCCCGCCACGGGCUCCCAGCUGGACGUCUUCCUGGAGCGGACCAAGCCGGAGGAGGAGGCGGGGGGCAGCAAGGAGGACCUGCGCUACGGGCACAAGAAGUCCCUGUCGGACGCCACCAUGCUGGUCCACAGCAGCGGGGAGGACGAAGAGCUGGAGGACGAGAACGGGCGUCACACGCCGCGCUCCCUCGACGACCCCGCGGCCGGCGGCAUUCUGGGGCCGCCCCCCGUCGAGGCCCCGCCCGCCUACCCCUUCGGCUCCGCCCUGGACCCCGCCCUGGCCAGCGCGCUGACCUAUCAGCCGCACCCGCUGAUCCGCGAGCAGGAGGCGGACGGCUGGGUGCUGGUGGACGGGCGGCCCCAGAGGAGGGAGGGGAACCCCAUGGUGCCCUCCGUCUCCGAGAGCAACCUGAGCGCGUCCGUCCGGCAGAGGCCCAAGAGGGACCCCACCAAGAGGAGGCCCGUCUCGGACGUGCCCCCGCCCGGGAAGAGGAACCCGUUCGAGGGCCUCCCUCCUACAGGGGGCAUGAAGAAGGGAAGCAAGUCGGACCUUAAGAAGAUGGGCCCCAUGAAGAUGGCCGCGCUCAACGGCCUGACGGUCUCCAGGAUGCCCAUGCACGACGAGGGCAAGGACGAGGCUGAGGCGGCCUCCAACGACGAGAGGUGUAAGCUCCUGGAGCAGAGGCUGGAGCAGGGCAUGGUGUUCACCGAGUACGAGCAGGUGCCCAAACGCCGGCCCAACUGCGACUGCUCCACCGCCCUGCUGCCCGAGAGCGGGGAGAGGAACCGCUUCCAGGACGUGCUGCCCUACGACGACACGCGCGUGGAGCUGGUGCCUACCAAAGAGAACAACACGGGCUACAUCAACGCCUCGCACAUCAGGGUCAGUGUGGGCGGGGAGGAGUGGAGCUACAUCGCCUCCCAGGGGCCACUCAGCAGCACCUGCCAGGACUUCUGGCAGAUGGUGUGGGAACAGGGCGUGGCCAUCAUCGCCAUGGUUACUGCUGAGGAGGAAGGGGGCAGGGAGAAGAGCUUCCGUUACUGGCCGCGGCUGGGCUCACGCCACAACACGGUGACCUACGGCCGCUUCAAGAUCACCACGCGCUUCCGCACGGACUCCGGCUGCUACGCCACCACGGGCCUGAAGAUCAAGCACCUGCUGACAGGCCAGGAGCGCACCAUCUGGCACCUGCAGUACACCGACUGGCCCGACCACGGCUGCCCCGAGGACUUCAAGGGCUUCCUGGCAUACUUGGAGGAGGUCCAGUCCGUGAGAAGGCACACAAACAGCACCACAGACCCAAAGAACAACAGCCUGCCGGUUCUGGUCCACUGCAGUGCCGGAGUGGGACGGACCGGGGUGCUCAUUCUGUCAGAACUCAUGAUCGCUUGUUUGGAACAUAACGAGAUGCUGGACGUCCCCACGGUUCUGAACAUGCUGAGGAGUCAGCGCAUGAUGCUGGUGCAGACCAUCUCGCAGUACACCUUCGUUUACAGAGUGCUCAUCCAGUUCCUGAAGAACUCCAGACUCAUAUAGCCCUCUACGUUUCGGAGCGGGCGCGGUCCACGCGGCCCGAGGAGCCAGACGCGUUCCUAACACCGCCGCGCUUCCGGCGCUAGCCGAGCUGAGGCCUCGCCUGGCCUGUGCUCGGCCGCCGCCAGAUUGAGAGUCCUCUGCUCGUGUGACUCUUGAGACCCGGAGUGGUGGGGCAGGAGCUGGCCUUGUUGCAGUGAAUUGCCCACUGAAUUGCACUUUCAAAGUAUUAGUGGAGCAAAUAGACCUGGAAUAGGCCUAAAUGAAGGAAUUUGGAGUGCACUAGCCAGCGAACGCAUCACCAUUGUGUUACCUCUUGACAGUAUUAUAUUGAGAUUUUGCUGUGGGGUUUUACACUAAAAGCUUAUUUUACAAAAUCUAUUAAAUAUCCCAGCACUUUUUCUUUGGCUGUACAUAGCAAUGAAUGUUUUUAAAAGCUGCAAGUAUACGAUCAAUGUGUAACACGAUUGAUUGCGGCACUUUUUAUUACUGAUGUUUUUGUAGUUUUCUUUUUUCAGUUUUAGCUAGGAGGAACUGUGUGAGCAAAAGUUGGUUGAGAAGGAAUGAAGAUAAAUGAAGUUAAGAAGAGUUUGGAUUUGUUUCAGAAGUAUACGGUGUGCACUGAAUCUGAGAAAUGUAGGAUAGUAACACUAAAAAGAAAAUAUAAAGACUGGGUUUAUAUUAUCGACAUCUUUAUAUAUUUUUCAGUUUUCUGUUUAACAGGAAGAAAUUCAAUUAUUCCUUUAAAUUAUGGGAAAAUAUUCUUGGAGCAAUAUCUGAAGAGAAGAACAAAAUGACAUGGUUGCAGUUUAUGAUCUGUUCUUAGGUGACUAGUGAAGGUCAUUUUUGAUAAGGCCCUCCCUAUACUUAUGAUGAGGUCAGGAUGCAAGCCCUUAAAGCAAAACUCUACCAGCAGCUAUGAAGAGUGACAGAUGAAAACGGGUUGCUAUAAAGGGGAUUUAGUCAUGGUUAUGCCUUUUUAUCUGCGAUUCAAUCUCGUCAAUCUAGAUUUCUUCAUAUUAGCUAAAUAUGACCAUCAACAUUGAGAAAUAAGAUGUGUUUUUACUUAAAGCUGGGGUAAGCGAUCUUUGGGCACGAGCAGAAUCUGGGCAGAAGAAAGAUUUUUACUGUAUACAGCGGUGAAAAUCCCAUCCCCUCUUCUCUAGUCAGUCUCUCUGGGAUGCACGCCACAAUUUUGACAGGCAGGUAGCUCCUAGCUGAGAGCCGCCCUCAUUGGAUGUUAGCUACCGGGAGCAAUGAAAAGUCCCUGAAAAUCUGUCCUGGGACAGUCACAGACAUCAGAUUUUUCCCCCCCGAGCAGUUGGUUUAAUGCUUGCUGUCGGAAUGUGAAGAGAACAAAACAUUACCAAAAAAUAGCCUACCCCAGCUUUAAAGAAUUAAGAUAAUGGACCUCUAGUAUUAGGAAGGGGCUAAAUUCAAUGCAAAGUGGUAACUUCCAAGGCAGGUUUCAUCGUCGUAUCGAAAGAUAGAUCAUGUCCAUACACUGCUUAAUACUCCCAAAAAAGCAAAAAGCAAUAGAAACACAUGACACAGAAAAGAUGACCAGGUUUGAAUCCCCCAGGGAACUUUGCCAGGUAACAGAACACUAAUGUUUUACCUGUGUGUAUAGGUGUGGUCAUGCCGAAAAGCAGGGGGGGCACCAUGUGAAAAGACAUCGUCCUCCCAGAUUAACUCACUGUUCACAGAGUUUCCACUGCCCAAAAUACCAAAUAAAUUCAACCUGUACAAAUUCAGUAUUUUUGAUAGGCUGUUUUCAUCUUUAAAAUAACAGACAUGCUAUAACUCCUUUAGACAAUCCAUAACUUGUAUUACUUAUGCGAGUCCACUUUUGUAAUGGCUUUUAUGGUAUUGAGUUACAAGCGAAACCAGUCCAUCUACCGGUGUGGAAGGGUAGGAUGACCCAAGUCCUUCCCACAUAUUUUCCAAAUAACUCUGGGCUUAAACAUACAGUACUGCCAUUGGCAUUGUUCAGCGGUUUCAAAUGUGUGCAAUGGUUAAAUGACAAUAUAAAAUAUGCUUCCAUGGUGCUAAAUAUCAAUAUUUACUUGGCAAUCAACAUAACCUUGGUCACCUCUUGUGUUUAUUAAGUGGGUGAAAUGUCUACCAUGAUUUUACCCAAUAUGGUAUCACUGCUUGUGUUCCCGGUCUACAAAUGAUUGGCUCAACCUUUACUUAGAGACAGUGACGUUUGUGCUCUGAAAGUAUUGUGAGCUACUUUGGUUCAUAUGCUUUUUACACAGUGACAGGGUUUCUCGCAUUUACCCUACAUUCCAUUAUCAUCUUGCGUUUACAUGGACACAAUAUUCCGGUUAUUGCCAUUAUUCUGAAUAAGAUAAUUUUUCAAAUAAGACAUGGCCACUUUUUUUUUUUUACAUGGCCACUGAGAAAGCAAUGUUCUUAAAUAUUCCCGUUUACAUGCAGCCAUGCAUAGUACAAUUAAACGUAAAACUGCCAGGUAAGAUUUCCUAUCUUACACGCUUUAUUCAACUUAAAAAGUUUAAAAGUAGGAUCAUUUCUCCCAGCAUGUAAAAAUGUGUCUCUCUUCCAUCCUUGUGCUCUGCUAACUGCUAGCUAGCAUUUUUGCUGUUUGAGAGUUACAGUGGCUGGCUAAAUAUAAGAAUAUAUUUUGACAGUUGUAAGAGCCGUGGCACUUUGAAAAACACCGGUCGUAAGCAACACCCACGACAUUUGUAUUUCAAACUGUUGUGAAAACCCAAAGUGAGAUUGUUAUUCCAGAUAAGCUGUAUACAUGCCCAAAUAGUGCUUCAAUACCCCAAGUAAUAUUGGCAUGUGCCACGUGUUAAUAUGCCAUAAUCAGAAUUAUGCCUUCGGGGUAUUCAAUCAGAAAAUGCUGUUUACAUAACCUGUAUCUUAUUCAGAAUAAUACGGGAAUGACGGGAAUGCAAGUAGCUUGCUUCAAUAUUAAACAAUUUGUAGGUUUUCAAAAGGAGAACACAUUUCCUUCCUCAUUAGUAUCACCAAAACACACAGUGUACUGAUACGUUGAUGUAGGCUACAGUUGCGCAUUAGUGAAAGCAAGUUUGAGAAAAAAGGCCAUUUAAAAGUUUUGAAGGAGCAUCAAAUGAGUUGAAUCUGUAACAGAGUGCCGAAAUGUUGUAUCAAAGGCAUUUUCCACAACAAAGGGGCAAUGGUUUAAUGAAUGUUACAUAAUGUGAACACAGUUUAAAUUGUGAACAGUACAUUUUUAAAUAAUGAAUCCAUUUUGCUAAAUUAUUUUUACAUUGGCUCGCUUGAGAAAAGUGCCUCAAUGAUUUUUUUCUAGUUUUUUGUAGGUUUUAUGAAGGAAAUCGGUAUGUUGUGGAUAACAAUCCUUUGAAAUGUUUUGUGCUAGAUUUUGGUCUUUUUGAUACCAUAUACAAAGGGGUAAUUGAAGGUUUCAUCUAAUUUAAUGAAUUGCAUUGAGAUAUGACUCUUGUAAUAAGUGCUUUUGGCAGCACUAUGAUAAGAUUGUUGCAUAUUUUUAUACCAGGUUACUUGGUGUUGAGUUUGAUGUGCUGUGCUUAUUUGGUGAAUGGGGGCUUGUCACAGGUAAAUAUCAGUGGAAGCCGGAAUUGAAUGUGUCAGGAUUGCCACAGUGACCUGACAGUUAUUCUCACUCCAGUGAGACUUUCAGAUAUCCUGUACUACGGGGAGGGACACAUCCUGCUGAUAAACAGAUCUACUACAGUCACAGUAACUUGUUCCCAAAGCCAUUCUAAAUAAUGACCUUAGACAUGCAAGACAUGCAAGGCUUCUGCAUGUUGUGUUCAAAAACUAGUCAUCCUUUUAAGAGCGUAUGGACUCACUACCGUCCGGCUUCUGGUGAAGGUUGAAUUAUGAUUUGAAUUGAUACUCAUGGUAGACCCCGGACCAGGCUCCCAGUACAAAUGGCUCUGAGUGUUGAAGGAGACCAAUUCACUCAUCAAAAUGAACAAUGAAGGAGAAUAGUGUUUGCUAAAAGAAAGUGAAAUAAUUGAAGGUGUGCCCUGGGUAAUCCAUAGUGUUGGAGGAAAGAAUGGUCUGUUGUGUGGAUCCUAAUAGAUUGAUUAUGAAGUUUGGGUGGAGCAUCUGGUUCUCACUUUGUGAAUUAGAAUUGUGGUUAAAAUGGACACCAUAAUAAUGACUGAACUGGAAGGCGCAUAGCGCCUAUCAAGUAAUAUAGAAUAUAAAGAAGGGUUAUAAAGAAGGAAAAACGGGACACGUCCUUGUAAAGCUGCUUUUGACUUUAAUUGGCUGUGCAGAUGCGGGUUAUAUUGCUUCCCAGUCUUAUACAGGUGGUUUAUGAGGGCGGUGGGGGGGAGAGAGGCAGAUGCCUGCACAUUUGCUGUUCAUCCACUCUUAUAGUGUUCUAAUCUUAUGCUGUACAAUUUGUAAAAUCUCUCCAGCUUUAAAGCUUAAUGAACAUAUUUGUAAAGCUAUGUACAAAUUGUAUCUAAUAAGCAAAAAUGUAUUCCAUUGUAAAGAACUGUUUAGAGGAAUCUUUUUCUGCUUUGAAUAAAUAUUGAAAACUC